This is a messenger RNA of Cladophialophora immunda, 2289 nucleotides long. RefSeq lists its product as uncharacterized. Bases 72 to 2120 code for a protein of 682 amino acids. The transcript has a single exon. NCBI's taxonomy places the organism in Eukaryota, Fungi, Ascomycota, Eurotiomycetes, Chaetothyriales, Herpotrichiellaceae. The record is from RefSeq and is a predicted model, not a curated record.
CACGAAUACGAGAGGCGCGAGCGUGCUUGCAACAUGAAUAUUUGACAGGUCCUCGCUACAAUAAUGUCAACAUGGCCACGGGCUUCUCCUAUUCACCCCUGCAGCCGGGGGAGAUCCGGGUUUUGAAGCCCGUGUUGUCUCGAGCAACAGCAACGGAGCAGCAGCAGCAGCCAUUGUCAUUUGAGAUCGUCCACGUCCCGCUCCUUUCGCAACCACCCUACGUGGCGCUGUCAUACACUUGGGGCGCACCGGACAGCAGACACCACGUUUGCCUGGACGGCCAGACAUUCCACGUCCGGAGAAACCUGCACGACGCGCUCCAGCAGAUCCAUCGCUCGAAGCUGGUCAGCAAGUACCUCUGGGUCGACGCGAUAUGCAUCAAUCAAGGGACGGAUGUGGAGGCGCUGGCGGAGCGCAGCAUUCAGAUCACGCAAAUGAGGCAGAUCUACGAGCAGGCCACGAAAGUGCUCGUCUGGUUGGGCACGCCCGCGAACGAGACCAACAACCAGCUCGCCUUCCCGAUGAUGCGGUACUUUGUGAAGCUGCACCGCGAAAGCAUCAGGAGAGCGCGCCCUUUCCGGCCAGCGUGGUGGCCGCGCAAGGUGCGCACCCACGGCGAAGAUGCCGCCGACUUUCUGCGCACGCUCCCCGUCGCGACCGAUAAGAGAAUCUUCGACGUGCAGGGCUCGCAGACGCACCGGGGCUGGCUGGGCAUCCUCGCCCUGUGGGAAAGUCCCUGGUGGACGCGCACCUGGGUCUUCCAGGAGGCUACGGUCCCGGAGCCCUACAAGCUGAGGUACAUCGCCGGCGUCGCCGUGCUGCCGCCGCCGUCCUACAAAGUGACCUUCCUCUGUGGCGACCAGCAGACCGGCUGGGCCGAGCUCGUCACCACGCGCAUGGUCGCGACGAGCAUCCUGUCGACGCCGGGGCUGGAGUCGGGCUUCCUCGCGGCCACCACGGUAGGAGCCCAAGACCGGGCGUCCAAGCUUAUGCGGUUUCGCGAGCGGCGGGUCCAGCACGCCACGGGCUCGUUCCUCGAGGUGCUGGACAUGUUUCGACACACCGAAUGCGCCGACCCCCGGGACAAGGUCUACGCGCCCAUGUACCUGGCCUCCGAUGACGUGCGCGACUAUAUUCGCCCCGACUACGCGGGCCAGACGGUGCUCGACGUGUACGUGGACGUCGUGCGAUACUGUCUCGCCCGGCGGGGCCACGAACUGGACUCCCUGGGCACCGUGCGGCCGUGUCAGGAGGCGGGCGGCGAGGUCGUGGCAACGCCCCAGGGUGUCACGUCGACGCUGCCGUCGUGGGUCCCCAACUUCGCCGCCAGCGCGAAGCUGGUCCCCAUCCCAAAGUCCCUCUACGUGCCGGAAAAGGUGGCCGAACGGGCCGUUACGUUCUACGACACGCGCGGCCUGCCCAACCACAACCUUGCCCGGGUCCCAUGCUAUCGCCCCUUGGACGAGGACACCGCGCCGUCGUCCACGAAACCUCGGCUCCAGGACGGUACCAACAGCACCACCCUCCUGGUCAGCGGCGUGCACGUCGACGUGCUCAAGGACAUCAUCCCCAACACGGGGCCGGACCUCGAGGCGGUGCGCAGCGUCGCGCGGACAAAGUCCCAGCGGUGGGCCACAGAGAUGGACUCCACGUACGCCGCCACGGGGGAGAGCUACGUCGACGCGCUCAACCGCACGCUCGCGCUCGACGUCGUCUACGACGAGCUGGGCCGCCCGUCGGAGCGCGGCGGCAAGCUCGACUUCGCCUUCAUGCGCCGGCCGCGCGCCGAGCUGUCGCUGACCGAGUACCGCUACCAGAUGAACAUGCGGGGCGCGCGGGACAACGCCUCGGUCGGCCGGGACAUUGGCCGCAGCGAGCGCGACUACCUGCUCAUGAUCCCCAACACCGCCGUCGUGGGAGACCACGUCUGGGCCUUGAGCGGCGGCAAGGUCUUGUAUCUGCUACGCCCCGUCGUGAACGUCGGCGGAGGCGCUGGCGCACCGGUUCCGAAUCGGUACAGGAUGGUCGGCGAAUGCUACGCGCACGGCCUGAUGGACGGGGAGAUCGCAAGGAGGGUGCACAUGGGCGAGGCCAGGUUUCAGGAUAUCUCCCUCGUCUGACCUCUGGACUUGUCUGCGGACGGCGUGCUUUAAGCAGUCGCGAGACUUGUUCAUGAUCUGCUGAAUGACCAUGGUGUGUAUAUAUAUACAUACAUACAUAGGAGCGACUAUACCACUGCUUGCGCCCGUGCUUUUGGCGCCAGCGUGGAUAUUAAUUAGACGAGGAAAG